Molecule: messenger RNA, 729 nt
Organism: Stegodyphus dumicola
Lineage: Eukaryota; Metazoa; Arthropoda; Arachnida; Araneae; Eresidae
Source: RefSeq, a predicted model, not a curated record
AUGUGUAUGUAUGGUGCCUGUAUAUUUUUAAGAACGGAAGAACAGGAAGAAGUUUACUUGAGUCUUGUCCUAGCAAAAUCCCGACUUACCUCAUUGAAAGAAAUCACUUUACCAAGGUUGGAAUUAAUGGUCGCACUUCUGGGUGUAAGAUUAUAUCAAUUGGCUAUUAAAAGCUUGGAUUGUAUAAACACGAAGACUUAUUUUUGGUCAGACUCUUCAGCGGUUUUAGCAUGGCUAAAGAAGCGAAAUAAUUGGUCUGUUUUUGUAGAAAACCGAGUUAAAGAGAUUCAAAAUUACAGCAAAGAAGGAUGUUGGAAACAUAUACCAGGGAUCUUAAACCCUGCUGAUUUAUUUUCAAGAGGAUGGUAUCCAUUGCCACUCCUAAAAUACCAAUGGUGGACAGGACCUGAAUUUCUGAAACCUCCAGAAACUUGGCCUUCAAAUGAUCCUGAUUUUGAUAUGAAAGAAAUCGAUAAAGAACGACGUCGAACUGUCAUUUCCGAGAAGAAUUCAACGGUUGAAACUAUUCUAGCUAAACUUGCCUCCAGAUUUUCGAAAUAUUCUAUGAUUGUACGAACUGUUGCUUGGAUGUUAAGAUUCCAACCCACUUAUAUGAAAAAUGAAAAUCGUUUGACUAAUAUAUUCGCUGAAGAAUUCGAGAAUGCCGAAAAAUCUUUAUUUUUACUUAUACAAAAGGAUGCUUUUGAAGAAGAACGAAAAAAAAUCUGA